ACUAAAACGACGAGAAACAACAACGGAAGCCUUCAGCUGUCAGUUUCAUAACAACAGUCCGAUGCAGCGCUGAAACAAAGCCGAGUCCUCUUUAUGAGAGCAUUAUGGACCGGUCCGAAUCAGAGGGAGCUGAUGCUGCCGCUCCUCCGCCAGACCAGAACCCCAAACCGGAGCUUUCUGCCGCCAUGCGGGCUAAGAUAGAGAGAAACCGUCAGCAGGCGUUGAUGCUCCGCCAAGCGCGGCUGGCGAGCCGCCCGCUGUCCGCCGUGGAGGGGGCAACCUCGGCCAAAGUUUCCAAGACGAUCGACUCUGGCGCUGGUUUCUUUAUCGAGGAGGAGGAGGGCGGCGAGGAAGAGCGGAAAACUAAGAAGGUGGUGCAUCAGCCAGCUCCGGUGAUUGAACCAGACUAUCUGCUGUGUGAUGACUGUCAGAAACCCUUCAUGGACUCUUUCCUCAGCAACAGCUUUGACUUGUCUGUGUGCGACAAAUGCAGAGACAACGAGGAGAAGCACAAGCUGAUCUCCAGAACUGAGGCCAAGCAGCGCUACCUGCUGAAGGACGUCGACCUCGACAAGAGAGAGCCCCCUCUUAGGUUCAUACUGAAGAAAAACCCUCACAACCCAUGCUGGGGAGACAUGAAGCUCUACCUUCUGCUGCAGGUAGAAAAAAGAUGCAUGGAGGUGUGGGGCUCAGAGGAGGCGCUGGAAGAGGCCAGAGAGACGAGGGAGGAGAACAAAGAGGUCCAAAAACAAAAGCGCUUUAACAAGAAAGUCAGAGAGCUGCGCAGGGCGGUGAGGAGCAGCACGUGGACCAAAAACACCAGCGCCCACCAGCACGAGUACGGACCAGAGGAGGUGGUGGACCCAGACGAGGACCUCUACAAGAAAACCUGCACCACCUGUGGACAUGAACUCACCUAUGAGAAGAUGUAAGCACAUCUACAUUUGCACAGAGAAAAUGUUAAACUCAAAUGGACCAAGAUAAGUGGGGCUUCUUCAGGGAACGGUGACGCUUCUUUCAAUGAGAYCUUAAAYGGAAAUAUGACWAGUUUGUAUAAGCUGGAUUAUGURYAUCAAUUGGAAGUUUUUGAAACAAAGCUUGCAAAAGUGGAAAGAUUACAUGUGCAUCAGAAAAUUCUGUAUUUUUAAGCCUCAAGACAUUUAGAAGCUUCCAGCAUGGGUUUGCUGGUAGUUUUAGAAAAUGUCACYGACCUCUGUAGUGCCUUGCRAAAGCAUUCAUAACCCUAAAAUUUUAACCAAACUGCUGUGGGUUGGGAAUCAAACAUCCUUUGAGGGCUGCAGCCUGCAUUUGUUGCCCCCUGCUCUACCACUGAGCCAAGUGCUGCUUCAGAAACUACAUUAAAUGUUAAAUCAUGCAUUAUUUUUGCACUCCUGUCAUAAAAUUUGUGAAAAAUGUAGUUGUGAAUCUUAAGAUUCAUUUGCGAUUCUGUCAGACAUCCACAUUGGAAAAUGUAUUGUUGGAAAGAAAACCUUUUAAUUUUUUGCAAUAAAAGUUUAUGUAAAAGGUAUGUUUUAAAUGUAAUGAUUUUAUCAAGUGAUGGCAUAAAAUAARGUUUGUUGCAUAGAUCCACUGACUUAUUCCUGCAGUUUAAGUUAAGGGCAGAAUGAGGUGAUUACAAUUAAAGAGUUUGAACAUCC
Messenger RNA from Poecilia reticulata (guppy), 1658 nucleotides. It is a transcript of the gene xpa, whose product is annotated as xeroderma pigmentosum, complementation group A. Gene Ontology annotation, cellular component: nucleotide-excision repair factor 1 complex. Gene Ontology annotation, biological process: base-excision repair; UV-damage excision repair; nucleotide-excision repair, DNA damage recognition. NCBI's taxonomy places the organism in Eukaryota, Metazoa, Chordata, Actinopteri, Cyprinodontiformes, Poeciliidae. The record is from RefSeq and is a predicted model, not a curated record. Gene Ontology annotation, molecular function: damaged DNA binding.